This is a messenger RNA of Varanus komodoensis (Komodo dragon), 12043 nucleotides long. RefSeq names its product cilia and flagella associated protein 47 (gene CFAP47). The record is from RefSeq and is a predicted model, not a curated record. The transcript is spliced from 57 exons. The coding region runs from base 1935 to 10217 and encodes 2760 amino acids. NCBI's taxonomy places the organism in Eukaryota, Metazoa, Chordata, Lepidosauria, Squamata, Varanidae. Gene Ontology annotation, molecular function: protein binding.
AUUUCCUCCUUGAUAAUAAAACAGUUGGAAAGGAUUCAGGAAACUUUACUGCUGCCCAAAAAAAUUCAAUGGGCUCAAAAUAUGAACUAAAGCAUUACUCAGAUUUCAGAGCUGAGUAAUUCUACAGAAGCUAGACAGCUUGUGGGUGUAUUUGGAUAUCUAAUCUUCCAGUGUUAGCUUACCACAGUGCCAUACAACCAUGGGCAAUCCUGUUGUUUGUAGCAUGUGUGAAAAACUUCUAAUUAAGUGCAGAAUGGUAGCCAAGCUUAAGAGAUCACUAUAAUUAAGUGAUUUCCAGUAUGAUUUCAUGCCCACUGCAGCAUAUUACCACUUGGUAAGUAACAACUAUCCUCACAAUAUCGGAACUAAUUUAGACCAGUUAUGAAAUAUAAUUAUCAAAAAAGGAUAAAUCCCUCCAGCAUAUGAAGAACAGAAGACUUGGCUUUGCUCUGAAAGACUAAAUUACUAAAGCAUAGUUUCUCAAGGCUUCUCUUUAACCUUUCAUUUAACAUUUCUCUUUUCAUUCUCUAGCUGCCAGGAAAAGUUUCAAAUGAGAUCCACAUUUCUAAGGAUCUGUUACUGCAAUUCACAGCUCUUGCCAUGCAGAAAAGUGAAAAGGUUUGGCCAGUUUUACUGAUACUUUUCAGAACAAGAUGUUAGGAGCAGCAAGUCUUUCUAUAAUAAAUCUUCUAUAAAGAUAAAAGAGGUCCUAUCUGUUGGGGAUGACUUUUCAGGAAACCAGAGUUGUGUAGAAAGGGGAAAUGAAGUAAUCCAGAGGAAUUUUUGGUUGGAAAUCAGAAUACAUUGCAAAUUAUAGAAAAAGAAGUGUCUGUCCCACUCAAGGGCAGGGACAGCUGCUAGUCAAACAAUUAGGAUGGUUACUGAAAAUGAUUUAAGAUCCUACAUGUUUGCUGCACCAAACUGUCUUUUCUGCUGUCUGUUCUCUACUGUUGGGCACAUUGUGGCUGGUAGAUUUGUAAGUGAAGGAACCACUUUUCUAAAGUUCCGCUGGGAGGAGCUGGAAUCAAAGACCCCCCCGCCCUCUUCCAGUUCCUCUCCCACUCUGUAUUAUGACACUUCCCUCCUGUUGCAAUGGAAUGAGAAGUAUAUAUGCAACCUCCAAGGCUGGCACACAUUUUCCCUAAUGCUAGAAAUGAAACUGGAACUCUUCUUCCAGUCCACCCCUGCAGUGCUCCCCUUUUGCCUUUCACAGCAGAGUUUCUGCAGAGGUAAGUGCCACAGUAGCUUCCAUGGGGCUGAGAUGUAAUGAUGCCACAUUUCUCCCUCUCAGGUUGGACCUAUCUCUGAGCCACUGGAAGGAGGUGAUUCAAGACAUCCUAUGCCCCUGCAAGGCUCUUCCAGUGACAGUGGGUUGCAUCUUUAAAAGCCAACUUUUUACUGCCUUGUAUGCCUCUGCUUUCAGUAGUUUUGUUCUGAUUUUGACUUGUUAGACACCUAGAGCUUUUUAAAAGUGGGGCAUAAUGAUUUUAAAUAACUAGACUCCAGCAGUAGGACAGAAUCCUCAUUUUGGACUUCAGUGCUGAUUUAAUCUGUAUACCUGGAAGGUGGCAUUGGUAAAUUUAUGAUAUGCCGAUUACAAAUUGUACAUAUUUCAUAGAAGAUAUUCUCCAAUUUCAACACAGUAGGGUUGUAAGUGAAUGAAUGCAACUUAAAAUAUAAUUCUUACUUUUUUUACUUGCUAAAUUGAUUUUUUAAAAAUGACUGGGCAAAAUAAAUUAUUAAAAUAGCCAUCCAAUGACACUUAUCUUGGAAAAUGAGAGAUGGAAAGCAUGGGCUUGGAUUUUUUUCAUAUGUAGGAUAAGUGUAAGGAGCAUAAUAUACAUACUAUACUUAGUUUUUAAUUUAUUAAAGCAUUUUAGCAAAAUAUGACAUUAGAUACCCCCUCUCUUUUAUGCUCUUAGAAUUGCAGGCUAAUGGAAAGUUGGAGAUUAAACUGGUGGAGAAUGACUGCUGUGAACUGUAUGAAGUUCAGUCUAAUUGUGGAAAAUUCAAAAAAGCCCCUUGCUUCUGGGCUUCGCUUAACAGCCACUGUGGAGUAUCACCCUGACACUGAAAAAGAUCUUCAGGAUAGGCUACUUCUUCACAUAGGAAAAAAGAUAAUUGAGAUUCCUCUAAUAGGAUUAAUCCCCUGCUGUUGCCUUGAAAUUGAACCUGAGAUAAAUUUUGGCACAGUAAUUGCAAACAGUAAAGUAAUAAACAAGGAGAUAAGAAUUACUAACUAUGGAUCAUCUACAGGUACAUUUGAUAUAAAAUAUAGAGGAACUGUUGCCAUUGUUAUAGCUCCAACCAGUGGGGUGGUAGAACCUCACUCAGCACAGUCUGUUAAAAUAGAGAUUUGUACUGAUGUUCCCAGAAUAAUGAAUGAACCAGCCAUUGUGGAAUUGCAGGGGCGGACCAGUGCUGAGAUAAUGAUCAAAGCUAAUAUAGUGGAGCAAAUUCUUGAGGUUUUAGCUGUGUCUCAUUCGGACACAAUACACUGUGUUAAUUUUGGAUGUGUCUAUUUUGGGACAUCAAAGACUGAAGAUGUCAUUCUUCAUAAUAAAAGUCCAGAGUCUAUGGACUGGGUGGCAGUUCUGCAGGAUAAUGCUGUUGGCAUUGAGAUGGGUACAGAUAUUCAGAAGAGUUCAGAUGCUGUUUUAAAAGACUUGGAUUAUUCCAAUGGAAAACCAGGAGUAGAUGUUUCCACACUGAUUGCCUGCAUUCCUAAUGAAGGAACACUACAGCCUUAUCAGAAAAUUAUGGUUACCCUUUGCUUUAGUCCAAAGCAGCUCAAAAGGGACAGGAGUCUUGAAAGAACUCCAUCAAGACAAGAUUAUGUUCUCUUCCUCAAAUUUGAGGCCAUAGGAAGUAAAAACGACUUCUUGCAAAACAUGACUGGUGAUGAUAUACCUACCAAUGUUGCUGUUACAGAGAAUAAUCCCCAUGAGGUUGAGCUGGGUUUGACAGGCUCAGGACUUCCAGUCAUGUUGACAUUUAACCCAGGACCAGUUGUCAAUUUUCAGGAGUGUUUCAUGGGUGAACAUACAGAUAUUAUUUGCUCACUCAAAAAUCAGUGUGAUAUUCUUCCAGUGUCAUAUGUUUUCCGUAAGAUUGCGCAUUAUAAUAUUUCUCCUGAAAAAGGAAACAUAAAAGCUAAAUGUACACAGGAUGUAUUGUUUUCAUUUGUUCCUCGUCACAUGGGCACCUUUGCAGUAAAGCAGGUGGUAGAUAUCAUUGGUCCAGUGGCAAAGAAAGAUAGCUUAUCAACUCUGAAGAUGAAACCUUUCCAUCAAAUACAGUUAAUUUUUUCUGGUCUGUGCAAAUCUGUAACCAAUAAAGUUGUGCUGAAAACCAAUCCUGGCUUAACACCACUGAUUUCCAAUGCAACGGGAGUAUUUGUAGCUAACAAGGGGGACAAACACAGGGAUAUUGCACCAGUAGCACUUCUUAAAUCGGAGCGGACACAAAUUCAUGCCCAUCGGAUUAAUAGGAACGUGAGCAAUGCAAUUAUAGCUCUUCCUAAUGAUCGUCCAGCUAGUAUAAGACCUGCUGAAUUGCAUAAGGAUUACAGGACUAUUUUCACAAAAGUUGGCAGAUACUGUUAUGUGGAUCCAGAAUUUUCUUACACUACAUAUGAAGAACUGGAGAAACAGCUUAAUAAGGAUUAUUAUGCAGGGUAUAUCCGGAGCUUAAGACAGCAUCGAUUACAUAAAAAAGCCUCUUGGAUCUUUGAAAUGCUUAAUAAUCCUGUGGAUAUUGGGUUAAAGCCAGCAUCAGGACUGAAAUCUCCAAGGCACAAGAUUUUACUGCAAGAGGAAUUGGAGGAUGAUGUUGCUGGUAUAAGUGAAGACAGCCUGUUAACUAGCCAGCAUCUGGCAGAAAUGGAAUCUAAAUCCAUAGCUAAAGAGAUCAGUGAUGGGUUUAAUCCUGUACCAUCUUCUCCACAAGAGACUGAAGAUUGUAGUUUAAUAUUGACAGCAAAACAACUUCAUCAGAUAUUGAUCGGCCCCUCCACUAUUGAUUUUGGGGAGGUUUGUGCACAUUCUGUAUCUACCAGAAAAAUGUAUAUUGUGAAUAAUCUUCCCAUGCAUGUCUGGAUACAAGUAGAAAUUGAAAGUGAAGAACUGCAACAGACCAGUCCUUUGUCUCAAGUCAUUCCACCAUUUACAAAGACUUAUAUUCCAAUUGUGUUCGAGAAUGACAAAUUGGGAAACUUUCAAAAAUCUUUCAUGUACUCAGUAAACAAACAUCACACUGGAUAUGUGUUAGUGGUAGCAAAAACGGUACCUGUUGCCUUGGAGCUGUCUACAAGGGAACUGACUUUAACUCCUGCCUUUAACUUCUUAGCAGAAUAUGGAUUUAGAGCAACAGUGACCUUAUACAAUCGAAAAAAUUACCCUGCAGAGUUCUCCUGGAAGCCUGUAAUCAAAGAAGAAGCAAUGGUGUUUUCCAUAUGCCCAGAGAAAGGUGUUGUAGAAGCAUGUAAAGACCUAGAAUGUGAAGUAGUUUGGCAUCCAAGUUUCUCUUCUCCCACAACAGGAGAAUUUGACUUGUGUGUUCAUCAGGGAAAAACACUUAAACUUAAAUGUUUUGCAAAGCUUGGCUCCACUAGUGUUCAGUUUAAGGAACAAAGGAUAACAUUUAAUCAUGCUCCCCUGCGUUUAACUACCUGCAGGACAGCCAUUCUUCAAAACAUGGGGCAUAACCAUGCAUAUUUCCAGGUCCAUGAUGCCAAUCCUCUUCCUGGAAUGUUUAUUACACCUUUUCAGGGUGUAGUACCUGUGGGAGGCCGCACAGAAAUAAAAAUCUACUUCAGACCGAAUGCAUUAAUGAAAUUUGAUAGUAGAGUGGAGGUUGCUGUACGGAAUGCAAAAUCUCUGGAACUUAGGAUUGGGGGAUCUGUAGAAGUUCCUGACAUAGAUAUUAGUGUGCACUCCUUUAACUUCCCUGGUGUUUAUCUUGGCUCUACCCAAGAGAUUCCGUUUUUUAUUGAGAACAAAGGAAAAACACAUGCCAGAGUGACAAUGGAUUUAUCCAGACAUGAUGACUUCACAUUACAUUUUGCUCUCCAGUCAGAUAUGGGCAUCACACCAGAGGCAACUCGUUUGUAUUCUGCAACCAUAGAAGCAAAUUCUGCUUUGGAAUGUUCAUUGAGUUUCACUCCAAAAGAAGUGGCAGCAUAUGACUUCACUCUUCCAAUAAGCAUUAACAGUGGAGCUACACCAUCUUCAGCAAAUGCCACAAAAAUGACAAGUCCCAUUGGAUCAGCAAAGCAUAUCAUUGUCCCACGGCCUCAGUCACUGAUUAUACCUACUCGAGUAUGCGAAGUACAAGCAAUUGUAUUACAACCACCACUGGAACUUUUUCCUAUGGAACUUGUAUUUCAGUACGGUGUAAGAGGUAUCAACUUGGGUGUGAUAAGUGACAGCAGUAACAUAAAGAAACUACAGCUGAGCAAUAUCUCAAAGCAACAAAUUACGUGGAGAUUUGAUCUUGAUGCUGCAGGAAAAGCAGUAGAUGAUGGUAUCUUCAAAUUUAGUUUACAUUCUGGGAUUCUCUACCCAGGUCAAUUCACAAUUGUUACUAUAUGCUUCUGUCCAUAUUUUCCUGGAACAUACAUAGCUCAAGUGCCAGUGUUUUUGAAUGAUGAAACAGCAGUUUACAGAACAGUCACUUUAUCUGGGGCUGUGAAGUCACCCAAGAUUAACUUUGAACCUCCACUUUUGAUACUGACUCCUGUACCUCUCAAUGUCAAAACAGGAGCAGAUGUCCAUGUAAUUCCACAGGGUUAUUUAAGGCGGUCAGUUAUACAAGUUGAAAUUCCAGAAUUGGAUUGUGGAGGUUAUGAAGAUGAUGACCAGAGUAAUCCCUUAUCUGUUGACUUUCCAAAUGGCAAUGUAAUUGAAAUAGGUUCAGAUGGAAACAGUAUUGGAUUCACUUGCUAUGUUAGUUUCAGAUCCUCAAAGCCAUUGUCCUUUUUAAAGGAGUUGGUUUUUAUAGAUGGGGAAAAAAACAGAUUCUCCCUUCAGGUGUCUGCAAUAACAGAGAACUGUAUCCUUACUGUCUAUCCUUACUUGGCAUCUCACCUUACAGACCAUCAGAUUAUCUGGAGAAGUGACACUGCUGAAAUCAUUUACAACACAAGAGAAACUUUGCAACAUUCAUGCUACAUUCCAGGAACAUGUUCAUCAACGUCUUCAAGUACUUUUGACACAGUUAGCAGCUCUCCUUAUGACAGUUCCAUUGCAGAAUUAGAAAUGAUGCUUGAAAAUGAAAGGAUAAAGACUGAUUUUAUCAGCAAAAGUGGACAGAUUAAUUGCACAUUUGGACAAUCGUUUUUUCCUGCUGAAGGCACACAGGAAUAUGCCUUUUUCCAGAAAGUUAUUACAGCAGUUCAGAAUUGGUUUACUCUCUUCGGGUGGUCUAAAGGACCAAAUCCCAUUUCUAUUCCACAUUCCCUGAGACGUGAUGUCUGUAAAAUUCAGAUGACUUCUUCCGAUGAAAAAGUUAAAGCAAAUCUUGGUAAAGAUAUCAAGACCAUUUAUGAUAUGCUGCUCCAUCUGUGUGGGCAGUUAUUGCCCGGCAUUAGUUCAAGCCAAUCUUUGCCCUUUGAUCCUGUCCACCGUGUGGUGCAGCUCCACUGGCAACAUACUACAAUGCUCACUUUUCUCAAAGGCCAAGGAGCAUCCCUUUCUCACAUUUUGCCGCAAUUUCUUCUUGACUUUGAGGAUUAUAAGAAGUGGAUGUCUUUACACCUUAUGGAAAAAGUUCAGAAGCUUAAUCCUGGUGAUAGCUUUAUAUAUGUUUUGGAUGAAUCUCUGUUUGAGGCUAUGAGCAAACGAUCAUGGACAGAUGUGCUGCUUCAGAUAUACAAGAUUUUGGUUCUCCAGCGUGUCUCUGUUCUUGAGGACUAUAGCCAGACCAAUUCAGAAGACACAGAACACAUUCCAAGGAUAAGUGUUGACCCUUUGUCUAGUAAUAUAUAUUCUUCGUGUGAAAGAAUUCUUCUUGUUUGGAUGAAUAGACAUUUUGAGAAGAUGCGAAAAAUUGUAUGGAAGAACUGCAAGAAAGGUGAUAUACCUCCUACAAGAUGGAUAGUAAACUUUGAUAGAGAUCUCCUAGAUGGACUUGUCCUUGCUGCCCAGGUAGCAAGCUAUUGCCCUUAUUUGAUUUCAACUCACUUUGUCAAUAUGUACACUAACCCAAAAGCUCCUGAGCAGUAUCUUCAUAAUUGCUUGAUCCUUGUAAAUGCUUUUCAUGUAAUAAACCUUGACAUAGAUGUACUGGCUGCUGACAUAUGUGAUCCAAAUCCAAUCAUGAUGCUUAUGCUUUGUGUCUAUUUAUAUGAACGGCUUCCUCAGUAUAUGCCAAAGAAAUCUCUUGAGUUUACUGGCCCACUUCAUGCUACUGUUGUUAGAAAGAUGUUACUGAAAAACCCAAGUGUCAGGCCUUUGGUAUACAAUGCUACCAUUUUAGGAAGAGAAUCUGCAGAUUUUGCUUUACCCAAAGGAAACACUGUCACUAUUUCCCCAAAGAGCCAUGUAAGUGUAAAUGUGGAAUUUACUAGCCGCUUCCUAUAUCCUGCUGAAGCUGUUCUGCUGCUUGUUUCCAAGGCUUUAUCUGGCGUGGGCGGGGCUACCAUGGCUUUCACCCUGAAGACUAAAAUUAGCCUUGUUAAACCUGAGGGUAUCUUAAAAUGCAAAUCACCAUGUUAUGAAUUGAAGAAACUCAGUCUUCAGGUUACAAGUCCUUUCAAAAUUGAUGGGUCAUUCAGGGUCAUUUUAGUGGAAUCAACAAGUUGUAUCACUGAGCCAGAGAAGCUAGAUCAUGUCAGCCAAAUAAAACAAGGAAAAAUAAAAAGCUUCGAAACUGAUAUCCUGAGGAAUACACAUGAUGUGGUAGAUGUAUGUGAAUCUUACAGUCAAGGAGACAUUUCAAGUGCUGGUAAUGAAAAGAGCUGCUUGCAAGAAUUCUUCAGCCCAGUGAAUAUAAUAUUCCUGAAUGGAGGGAGUUCUACAGUGCUCAGCCUUCACUAUCUCCCUUUUAAUAUGGGAAAACGUUAUUGUGCUGUAAUUUUUGUCAAUGAACAGAUUGGGGAAUUCGUGUACCUGGUGGAGGGAACAUGUGGUUUACCAUUGCCUUCAGGCUUGCUUCCGCUGGAUAGCCCAAAUGUUCUGUGCAUUAGCAGUAUGUUAGAAGGUCAGAAUGGAACACAGCCUGUUCUUUGUCUGAAAUGUUGUCUUACUAAUACACUUGAAGAAAAGCUAAAGCUCCCCUUAGUCAACGAAGCCAGGGAGAAGGCUUUGGCAAUUGCUGCACAACAGCAGAUGUCUGCCUUGGAGUAUAUGCGAAGAGAGGCUACAGGGACACUCGAGAGCAGCAGUGUUCGAGUUGCAAUAGCAGCUUUAGGGAUGUCAAAAGUUGAGAAAGGGGUUCCACCGCAUCAUCCUAAAUUCUCUGAAAAAUACAUUGAGUACAGCGUUGAAGUAAGCAUGCCUGAGUGUUUUGAAGUUUCUCCAAAAAUAUCUAUACCUGUGCUGACAUCAAGCAGAGUUAAUUCCUUGCAAUCAGGAAAAGGAGAUCAUUGGCCUGCGAAAAAAACAGAAGACAAUGCUGUUGAGCUUCCUAUAAUAUUUAAACCUCAAUUUCCUGGCCGAUAUCCUUGUCAAAUUCUUCUGCAGUCCAUGCAUGACAUCCGCCUCUUUCAGAUAGAAUGUAUGGUGAAUACAGAUACUGCUGAGGCUGAGCUAGAGUUUGUGACUCCAGCAUAUCAUGCAGUGACUCAAGACAUCCCAAUAACCAACCUAAGUCAGCAAGAUUGGAAACUAAUAGCCAAUUUAAAGGGCUGCUGUUUCUUUGGCCCUCCACUUCUGUAUGUAGCCCCAGGUGAAACAACUCCCUACACUCUUAUGUUCAAACCAACUGCUGAAUGUGUAACUAAGGGGAAGCUUAUUUUACAAAAUGAAGCAGAUGGCACCGAUCAUGUCUUUCUCCUGAAGGGGAUUGCAACAAAACCAUUGGCACUGGAUCAUAUUAAGAUAGACUGCCAAGUUAGACAGAUUACGCAGAAGGUUAUAAUGGUCCCCAAUUUUACCAAGAAUGAAUUGAAAUACAAGGUAUCUUCAGAUCUUCUAAUCGUCAGUGGUGACCCAACUCUCACUGUAGAACCUGGUGACACAGCUGCUUAUACUCUGAACAUAUCUCCAUGGAAACGUGGAGAAUUUAAAGGUGUAAUUGUAUUUGUUGCUGAAGAGAGUGAACAACAGCAACAAAACAACCUACUGGAGAAGACAGAUGGUAUACAGGAAUAUCAGAAAUUAUCAGCAGAGGCACUGCAAACAGUCAAAGCAGCAAACACUGUACAAAGAUCACCAUGCUGCAAAGUUUGGUUUUCCCUGGAGAUACAUAGUAUACCUGCACCACCAGAAAAAACUCUGGAUGUGGAAUGUGCAGCUCUGGAUACAGUUACCAUUGAAAUCCCUAUAACCAAUCCCACUGCUGACACUCUGCCAUUGGAUGUGAUGCUAAUAGAUGCUGCUACACUUAGUGGUGCAACAGAGCUUGUUCUUGAACCCAAAGAAACAUUGUAUUAUGAAGUAACAUACUCUCCAGCUGUUACAGGGAGAAUGGAUGGAAGUGUUAUAUUCCUGUCAGAGAAAUUUGGAGAGUUUUGGUAUGCACUGAAACUGAAUGCACAGAAACCUAAGCCAACCAGGUUGCCUGAAGUAGAGUGUGAACUUGGAAAAUGUGUUCGUCAGUAUAUCCCUCUGGUUAAUCCAACAUAUGAAAUUCUGGAACUGAAAUGUCUAAACACCAAUCCGACCCAUUUUUCAAUGGAUAUAGACUUAAAAACUAAUCUGAUUGUAGCUCCACAUUCCACUACAGAAGUACCAGUUCAGUUUUGUCCUUCUGCCCUGGGAAGAGCCAGUCACACUGCAAGAAUCAGUUUCACAUGUUCACAGCUUGAGGAAUGGAUAUUUUUCUUGUCUGGGAUUGGUCUGAUUCCGCAGCCAAUGGAGCCAGCUAGUGUAAGUUCUUGCCUUGGCCACCAUUCUUCUAUCAUCAUAAAUUUCAAGAAUCCUACAUAUGAAGAUGUACUGGUAGAUGUCAUUUUAACAGCCAGUUUCAGAUCCAUAAGAGGACCUCUCUUCUUAUCUUAUAACUGCUAUGCUUAUUCAGGAGUUACUGCUGAGAGAUUUGGUCAAAAGGAUUUUUGAAGUCCAAGUAAAAAGUAUAGAUGCAAUUCCCAUUUUCAUUUGAUGCCAAACAAUAAUUUUAUUUAUUUUUGACAAAGCAGCCCCUUCUCACACUAUUCCAUAACACAGAAACCUCAAAUUAAUCUGGACAAAGCAGAGCAUGCGAUUUUCUCUUCCAAGCAUCAUAAUCUCCUUUUAUGUGGCCUCUGAGUUCUUGUGUUAGUGGAAUAUCCCAUAAUGCUGCAACUGCUGAGGUGAUGUAAUAGGCUGGUGAUGAUGUUAACAUGAUUACAGUCCAUACUAUUUGUUUGUUUGUUUAUUAUCUUUCUAAUUCACCCAGUAACUAAUGUUCUCUGGGGUGAUUGCAACAAUUAAAAGAAUAAAAUAUAGAACACUUAAAAACAUAAAUUGAAAGAAGCUAUUUAAAAGAGUAAGGAAAUGCAGAACAAUGAACAGCAAAGGAAUUGACAGAACAGGCACAAAACUAGCACUAGGUCUCUAAAUUGUGUGGGAGAAAAGCUAGCAAUGUAGGUGCAAGGAUAACCUCUUCUUCAUUCCAUAAGUGAGCUUCCACAACUGAGGGGACUUUCUCUCCUAUAGCCACCCAUCUAGUGCCCUUCAACUGGGCCUCCUAAAAGACAGCCUCUGAAGAUGACCUAAAGGUCCCAGCAGGUACCAAACCAUUUAGGGCUGUAAAGGGCAAUGCUAACACUUUGAAUUUGGCUCAGAAAUUAACUAGGAGCCCAUGCAAUUGAUGCACUGGCAUCACAUGAUCAUAUCAGCCAAUCCUGAUUAUUUUGAACUAAAUAAAGUUUUGGAACUGUCUUCAAAGGUAGGCCCAAGUACAGAACAUUGCAGGAACCCAGCUGGAAGAUUACUAAAGCACGGAUAAGGGACUUUCUCUGUCACCAGCCAGACUCUCCCUGUUCAGGUUAGCUCACCUACUGGUAUACCAGCUUAAACUGAUGAAAGGCAUUACUGGCCACUAAGGCUACCUGGGCAUUAAGUGACAAUCAUGAAUCUGGGAGUAGCCCAAAGCUGCAUGUCCAAUCUUUCAGAGGGAUAAAACCCUCUCAACAGCAGUAUGAAUGCCAUUCAAGCAGGCAGAUAAACCACCUCCUAGCAGUAGAUCUGUCUUGUCUGGACUGACCUCCAGUUUGUUGGCCCAUAUCUAGUCUUUUAUCUUGUUCAGGCACCAAUCCAGGAUAUCCACUGCCUCUUUUGAGGCUGAGGAAAAGGAGAGGUAGAGUUGGGUGUCAUCAACAUAUUAAAGCAUCUCAGCCCAUAUCCCCAAAUAACAUUCUCCACUGGUUUCAUGUAGAUGUUAAAUAGCAUGGGAAAUUUAACUGAGCCCUGUGAAACCCCAGGUGUGAUAUAGUUGCCAUAGAACAGAGCAAUAAUCUUUCAGCAUCAUCUUACAGAAGCCACUUUCCAAGAAGGAAUGGUGUCACCAUAAAAUAGCGACCCCAGCUCCCUACUUAGACAGGCAAGUCCAGAAUAAUGCCAUAAUUAAUUGAUUGUGAUUAUUUUCUUUUGCUGCAUUCUCCAGUGCUUGCAGUUGCCUUAGAUAAAAUUCUGGUCAGUUUGAAGCUAUGAAUGGUACUGUGAGAGCCAGUGUGGUGUAGUGGUUAAGAGCAUGGGACUGGGACUUAGAAGAUACGGGUUCUAGUUCCCACUCAGCCAUGGAGCCAGCUGGGUGACUUUGGACCAAUCACAGACUCUCAGCCCAACCUAUAUCACAGGGUGGUUGUUGUGGGGAUAAAUGUGAGAAUUUUCAAUUUAGGGAACUCCUGCAUUAUCCAAGAGAAUUAACUGAGCCAACAGGGAUGCCCUUUGUGAAUUAGGUC